Molecule: messenger RNA, 1551 nt
Organism: Ceratitis capitata (Mediterranean fruit fly)
Lineage: Eukaryota; Metazoa; Arthropoda; Insecta; Diptera; Tephritidae
Gene: Dpit47
Product: tetratricopeptide repeat protein 4
Exons: 7
Coding region: 262-1467 (401 amino acids)
Molecular function (GO): Hsp90 protein binding
Source: RefSeq, a predicted model, not a curated record
GGACUAACUUAUGUAUGCAUGUACAUAUGUGUUUCGGUAUAUUCUCAAACAAACUUUUUGUUGUAUCACUGUACUGUAUCCCAACAGCUGACGCCUUCUCACGCUGCGUGGCAAUUCAUUAUUUCUUAUAUCCUGAAUAUUGCCAUACAAACGUGCAUUAUUAACUCGUUUUUCAAACAGUUUUUACUUUUAAAGGAGGUCACGUAAAACGGUCGGAGGAGAAUUUAAAAAUAGAACCAGUUGUCCCGAAAACGUAUAAAUAUGAGUGAAGAACAUACAAAUUUGAAAAAGGAAUGGACCGACGAAGAACGCUUGGCAUUGGCUGAAAGACUAGAGGAGGAAUUGGAUGUCUUUAUUGAUGGCUUAGAAAAAAAACGUUAUGAAGAAGGUUGGCCAGAAGACCGUUGGCAAGAGGAAAUGGAUAAGCAUCCUUUUUUCAUGAAAAAUACACCUCAGCCUGGUGACGAAGUACAUCCAAUGUUCGAAGGCCUACAAAAAUUGAAAUACGAUCCGGAGGAGAACACAGCUGAAGAACUUGCGCUCAACUAUAAAGAAGAUGGAAAUUUUUAUAUGAAACAUAAGAAGUUUCGUACGGCAAUAAUCAGCUUUACUGAAGGCUUAAAAGUUAAAUGUGAAAAUCCCGAAGUUAAUGCUGUGCUCUACAACAAUCGUUCAGCGGCGCACUAUUUUCUUUUUAAUUUUAGAUCCGCACUUAUCGAUGCUCAAAUUGCUUUAAGACUUAAACCGGAUUAUGCAAAAGCGCGCUGGCGUGCCGCGCAGUGUGCACAUAAAACGAAGAAGUACGAAUUGUGUACCAAAUUCUGUAAUGAAAUAUUGGAGUGUGAUGAAAAUAAUAAAGAAGCGCGAGAUUUGUUAAAGGAAAAUAAAAAGAAAGAGUUAUUGUUAAGCCAUUAUGAACGAAGAGAACUGCAAAGAAAGAAAUCACUGGGUGCAAAGCACAUACGGCUCGUUAAAGCAUUGGAAGAACGUGGCGUUAAAUUCGUGAAGGAAGGAAAAAGAGCACCAAUCACAGAAAAAAUUUUACAGUCGGCGUCAGGUAUGGCAGGUCAUACAGUACAUUUGGAUGAAUAUGAUAACAAAACACUUGUGUGGUCUCUGGCUUUUCUGUAUCCAAAAUUUUCAAUUGGCGAUUAUCAGGUGGAUAUACAUGAAGAUGCAUUGAUGGAAACGUGUGUAUCUCAAUUAUUUGAGGAACCAUUGCCUUGGGAUAGAAGGGGUUUCUAUCGGGAGGACAAUGUAAAUGUGUAUUAUGAGGAUGCUACAACUCAUCAGGUACAUCUCGUUGAUCUAAAGAAGACAGUGGGAGAAAUUUCAGUGGAAAAGACUUUCUACGUUACUCAAAACGGUCUGGAAUUUUAUGUUUUGAAAAAGGAUUCCAGAGAAGAAAGGGAGUUUCUAAGUGAGAAGAGAAAGCCCUUUGAAUCUAAAUGGUUUAGAGUGGAUUAAGUGCCAAAUGAUGAAUAUAUAUGUUACUUCCUAUAUUUAAAAAUAAAACUUCUAAACAAUAAAGAUUAUUAUAUUAAAAACAUA